Penaeus monodon (black tiger shrimp) is the source of this 546-nucleotide messenger RNA. RefSeq names its product cuticle protein 21-like. The transcript is spliced from 3 exons. Gene Ontology annotation, cellular component: extracellular matrix. The coding region runs from base 1 to 492 and encodes 163 amino acids. The record is from RefSeq and is a predicted model, not a curated record. Lineage: Eukaryota; Metazoa; Arthropoda; Malacostraca; Decapoda; Penaeidae.
AUGUCCCUCAAGUCAUUUGACAUUUGCAUGGUCAGAAGGAAGCAAAAUCUGUUUCACCCGAAUUCCCAGAUCGCCGUCAUCGCCUGCAUGGUUGUUGUGACCACAGCUGAUCAGGCCCCCUACCCCCCUCCUCCUGGCCCCUACCACCCUCAGCAACGGCCCUACAGCGAACCUGAUUACCCUGAUAACAGUCCGUUAAAAUGCCCUUUUCCGACGCCACACACACAGGUCCCACCCAAGUACACCUACAACUACGGCGUCGCCGACGGCUACUCCGGCGUCAACCUCGGCCACUCGGAAGCCCGCGACGGCUACAGGACCGAGGGCAGCUACAGCGUCGACCUCCCCGACGGCCGUAAGCAGAUCGUCAAGUACGUGGACAACGGCGACGGUGUUGAAACUGAGAUCACCUACGAGGGCGAGGCUCAGUACCCUGAGCACACGCCCGCCUACAGGCCCCCUCCCCCCGCCUACCCUGCUCCCCAUGCAUAAAAACUCCUUCAUGAUAUAUUCCAUAAUCUCAGAAGUGAUUUCAUGGUCACUGAC